Messenger RNA from Acipenser ruthenus (sterlet), 4380 nucleotides. Its product is annotated as endoplasmic reticulum membrane sensor NFE2L1-like. NCBI's taxonomy places the organism in Eukaryota, Metazoa, Chordata, Actinopteri, Acipenseriformes, Acipenseridae. Gene Ontology annotation, cellular component: nucleus. The coding region runs from base 417 to 2471 and encodes 684 amino acids. Gene Ontology annotation, biological process: regulation of transcription by RNA polymerase II. Gene Ontology annotation, molecular function: RNA polymerase II cis-regulatory region sequence-specific DNA binding; DNA-binding transcription factor activity, RNA polymerase II-specific. The record is from RefSeq and is a predicted model, not a curated record. The transcript is spliced from 4 exons.
GAAGAGUUGAGAGUGGCCGGUUGAAUAUACCCCUGUUGUAUUUAUGCAAAUCAUGCACACAGUCUCCUCCUCACGAUGCUGUGAGAGAGGGGAUUGAAUUUUUUUUUUAUUAUUGUUAUUUAUGGUGUAAAAGGGAAAGUAAAACAAACAUUUAACCUUGCAAGAAUUUUUUAAGAGUACGUGGAUAUAGUUUGGGUAGAUUGCACGUGUUUUUAAAAUCUGCAUUUCAUUGCAUGUGGAGGAAGCCGGUAGAGAGAACAGUUUUCUCGUAUUUGCCUUUGUCUGACUGAUUGAGAGUUGUAAGGGAAGCGUGCUCUUUUGUGUGAGGUCUGAGAUUGUUCUUUGUUUUAUAGAAAAAAAAGUGUGUUGCUGACACAGGCAGUUUUUUAAACGUUAUUCCAUUUACUCUUUUUAAAAUGCACUACGUGAAGAAAUAUUUUACAGAAGGGCUGAUUCAGUUUGCCAUUCUACUGAGUUUAGUUGGGGUUCGAGUCGAUGUCGACUCUUACCUGAACAGCUACUUUUCACCGCUUCUGGAGACCAGUUUGGGGCCAGCUUCAGUGUAUAUACAAACUCAGUUUCACAGUUUAAGGUACAAUUUAGAUGACUAUAGUUUGCAGCACAAAUGUCCCGAUUUGGACUACUAUUUCACAUCCAGAAGACUCUUGAAUGAAGUGAAAUCUCUCGGUACUCCUCGCUUCCCCAUUACUGAAGUAAACGCGUGGUUGGUCCACACAGUUGCCAGAGAAUCUGACACUGACAGUUCGGUAAAUGGAGCACAAAAUACCAAUGAUAACGAAAACAACAGUGAAGGAGCCCAUAACCAUCCAAGACAAGGGAGCAGCCAGCAUGAUCAUCAGCAAUCGGACCAACACCACCACACCGGGGCCUUGGUCAAUCCGAGUGGAAGUGAACUCACAAAAGAGGAUAUUGAAUUGAUUGAUAUACUUUGGAGAGAAGAUGUAGCUCUAGGAGUGGGGAGAGAAGGCUUUGAGAGCUGUUGUCUGCAAAGAGGCGAUGACCACACUGCCGAGGACCGGGAGGAAAAGGAAACGCACAACCAGGACUCGGAAACGAGCCUGCAGCCUAGUGAUGAAGAAGAGAGAGAGCGCCCAGCCUCAGAUAAUGGGGAUUUGCCUGGUGGUAGCCCUGAAUCCUUAUCACUAUUGCAGGGGGCUUCUCUGGAACCACAAAGUGUUUUGGGUGUUGACGUGGAACAACGGUGGCAGGACUUCCUGUCUUUGUCUGAGUUACAGGGUAUAGAAACUGAAAAUGUUCAGCCUAUUCCUAAUCCUACAAUAUCAGAAAUUGGCAUGGAUAUUUCUGAAGCCAUUAGUCAAAAUGUGAGUCUUCAUGAUGCUACCCAGGCCUUCAGAACAAGGAGUGGAGUAACACGGAGUGAAGGCAGUCAGAAUCUUCUUCGACUGGAAUCUACUAAUUCAACACAUGUUGAUUUGCUGCUCAGUGUUACCAACCUGACAUCAGAACUAUUCCCCCUUGUUGAUAACUGCACCAGAAAUGCAACUAACCAAAACCCCUUGUCUGGCUUUCUUGAUGAGGCAGUGUUUGAUCAAAUUAAUUUAAUGGGUCUUGGUAUAGAAGGUAUGGACAACAUGGACACUCAAAUAUUAGAAGAACCUGACUCGGAUUCUGGACUUUCUCUAAACUGUAGUUCCCGUAGCCUUGGAUCCCCAAGCAGUUCAGAAGUGUCUUCCUCUUCGUCAUCCUGUGAUGAUGAAGGGGCUGUGGGUUACAGCAGCGAUGCUGAAUCAGAUUCCUGGGAUGCUGUGGGAGGGGCUGAAGGAAGCAGCACAUUUUGUCAUUCCCAAAACAGUAAGUGGUCUACCAUGCAAACAUCAGACCACAUUUAUCAUAAUCACACAUACAAUCAGCCCCCAAACCAAAAUGUUUUGACCUCUCCUCUUCAACAUUCUGGAUGUGGAAAACUUAAGAGCGUCAAGAGAAACACCAGUGAAGAUCUAGACCUCAGUCGGGACGAAAGAAGAGCAAGGGCACUUCGAAUCCCGUUCUCGGUGCAAGAGAUUGUCAACAUGCCUGUGGAUGAGUUCCUGGAGCUUCUUUCCAAGUAUGAUCUUACAGAGGCUCAGGUAACCCUGAUCCGUGACAUUCGGCGCAGAGGAAAAAACAAGGUGGCAGCACAAAACUGCCGCAAACGCAAGUUAGAUGUCAUCUCAAACCUGGGAAACGAUGUGGACGAGCUUCAGAUGCAGAAGGAGAAGCUGCUGAAGGAAAGGACCCAGCAGAACAAAUCAAUCGGCACGAUGAAACAAAAACUGAAUGAGCUGUACCGAGAUGUGUUCAGCCGGUUACGAGAUGAGCAAGGCAGGCCAGUCAAUCCCAGCCAGUACUCUCUGCAGUGCAACAAUGACGGCAGUGUGUUAGUCGUGCCUCGCCGACUGAUGACAUUACAGCAGAAACCAGACAAAAAAACAAAGGACAAGAAGCACUGACAGUGCAGGAGUUGAACUGCUGGAGGUUCCCACCCCCACGAUGCAGGAAGUAGCAUGUUGGCAUUCUACGGCAGCUAACUGGCAACUGACCCUGAGCAAAGACUCCUUUUGAUGACUUUUUUUGGUCUAAUGCAUAGCUGGGUUACAUAAGGACGAAGGGGUUGUAUAUAUAAAAAAUUAAAAAAAAGUUUAACCCUCCACUGAUUUCCCCACCCCAAAAAAUGAUAUAAUAUGGGGUUUGUUGCUGCAUGAUGUACAGGGUUAAAUAAUGUGAUUUUGAUUUUGUAUUCCUGGUGGAUUUUUCAUUUUUAAGACAUUAUCAAUCUGUUUUUGGAAUUCUUAUGACUAAAAGUGGGCAUUUUCACCUUUUUAAGAGGAUUUCAAAGGAUGAAAACACAGGCCUUUGGACCUGCAACAACCUACCUUUGUAGUCUUUAUCUAAAUCUAUUUAGUACACUAAAACCUGUAUGUUGAAAGGAAUCCCUUUGAUACAAGACCAAUUUUAGGUGGUCCACUGAGUGGUCGAUAUAUGUUGGGUUGACAACUUCUGAUAGCAUCAGUGUAAUAUAACCAAAAAAAAAAAAAUCAAGUGCAGAACUACAGCCAGUUGACACAAGGGAAACCAGCCACAGCACACUAAUUUACAGUUCUCAUGGUAAAUAUUACAAGUGUGAUUGUAUGUAUCUUUAUCUAAAAGACAACAGGAAUAGUGUCUGUAUUCAUUGCCGUUAACAUUGAUUGAUGCUUGGUUUAGUCUGAUGAGUGAGUGGUAUUCUUCUAUUCCUAAGUGGCCUUAGCUUUUGGGUAUAUAGGGAUUUAGCACUGGGACACAUUUUAGGAUCAAACAGUUGCAUUUAUGCACUAAUAAAAAAAGGCUUUUUUCUGUUUUUGUUAAUUUAAAUAUAUACUGGGGCAUUCAUAAGCAACGUACUGCAUCUGAAGAUAAAAAAAAAAAAAAAAAACAGUUCCCAGGGAGCGGUGCACAAUUGGCCAAGCACUGCCCAGGAGGGGUCGGGGUUAGGUCGGCUGGGGAGUCCUUGGCUAACCGCACACCAGCGCCUCCUGUGGCUGACCGGCAAUUCAGAACUAAGUAGUCCUCUGACGCGGAGUUCUGAGAUGGCUGCACGACGGGCUUCCAGAGCGAAAAAAAGCACAUGGCAGACUGCACUUGUUUCUGAGGAAAUGAGUGCUUGUCCUCGGCUCUCCUGAGUUAGUUUGGGGGUAGCAACGGUGAGCCAGGUUGAAUAAUAAUUGGAAAUUCAAAACACUGGGAGAAAAUCGGGAAAAGAUUAAUAAAAAUAAUUGUUAAAAAAACAACAACAGUGAUUGAUUACAGAGCUCAGCCAAAAUAUUGCAACUACACAGUUAUUGUGUGACUUGUUCAGUCUGUAUACUUUUCAUGGAAGGCUGCACUGCAAGCACUUUGCCGAUGAGAUGCAUACAUUAAUACCAACCAAAUCCCCAGGUUUAUAAGCACUGAAUGUGUUGCUGUUUGCUACGACUAUCUACUUGUGAACCUUGAAUGAAUUAGAAGCAUUCUCUUAAUCAUGUUUUUUUUCUUCUUCUUGUGGUGCAUUGUUUAUAAAUCAACCUGCAGAAAGCACAUGUUCUAAGUUUGAAGUACUAUUUUACAGUGUCAAUGGGUGGGCUAGAUUGCAAAUGAGAGCUAUUGGAUACAUUUUCCGCUUUCUCGCUGAUUCAGAAAUGACUCUGCACUUUUGUGCUAAGUUAGAUUAUUUCAAAGAAAUGGGCAAAUGUAUUGUUUUUCUGUAAGGUUCUGGAAUGCAGGUCUUUUUUAAAGUGUGGUGUGUUCUGUGUAUUUAUGUCUUUCCAUUAUUUGAAUUAAAUUAUCAUGUUUGUAUUUAAAAAAAAAAAAAAAAUGUACUGGAUCAGCAGCUGUUUUGCUGCU